Molecule: messenger RNA, 2322 nt
Organism: Cydia amplana
Lineage: Eukaryota; Metazoa; Arthropoda; Insecta; Lepidoptera; Tortricidae
Product: zinc finger protein 91-like
Exons: 14
Coding region: 1-2322 (773 amino acids)
Biological process (GO): regulation of transcription by RNA polymerase II
Cellular component (GO): chromosome
Molecular function (GO): chromatin insulator sequence binding
Source: RefSeq, a predicted model, not a curated record
AUGGCCACUCAUUAUUUGGGCCCCGAGAUUGAAGAUGAUUUUGAUGAUCAGUUUGAUGAUGACAAGUAUGAUGAUGAUAUGCCUUUAGUGAUGUUGAAGGGGGUUAAAGAAGAAGACAAAGUUAAAAGGAAAAGAAAAAAGCCAAAUACUAUAGUUACACCAGAAAACAAGAAAGAAGAAAAAAGAACAGAAAAGAAAAGCGGCAAACAGAAGAAACAACUUAAAGAAGGUUUCAGUUCCAGAAUGGUGCAAGAGACAAACGAGUAUGAAGUGUUAGAAGAAAUGGCGGCGAAAUCGAAAAGCGAUAAAUACUUGAGGUGCGUGUACAAAUGCGAGAAGUGCGUGAAAGGGUUCAACUUUAAAGACGUCAUCGACAACCACAUGAAGAAACACUCACAGGAAAGCGGCACGCUGAAGUGUGAGAUAUGUGCUCAGUACUGUCCUAGUGCUGUAUCUAUGAGAGGGCACAUGAAAUCUCACACCACUAGAUACAAAUGCAAGAUAUGCGGCGCAAUUCGGAUAUCUCGACAACAUUUGUUAGAACACUAUUCCAUAGAACACACUUUCGACGCGAACACAUACACCUGCGAGCAAUGCUCCUUCACCACCAAAAAACGCACAGUAAUCCAGAGACACGUGAAAACCCACAAGGUCGGCAAGAAUCUGACGUGCAGCGUGUGUGGGGCGGGCUUCAACAACAUGCAUGCGUUACGAAUGCACGUGUCCCGCCACGACCCCGCGCAGCGCUUCAACUGCCCGCAGUGCAACAUGAAGUUCAUAUACCCGUCCCUCUUGCACCGGCACAUGCUGUCCCACUCGCACAGGGACCAUUACUGCGUCGAGUGUGACGUCACGUUCAAGUCGCUGCGGCACAUGCUAUCCCACUCGCACAGGGACCACUACUGCGUCGAGUGUGACGUCACGUUCAAGUCGCUGCGGCACAUGCUGUCCCACUCGCACAGGGACCACUACUGCGUCGAGUGUGACGUCACGUUCAAGUCGCUGCGGCACAUGCUGUCCCACUCGCACAGGGACCACUACUGCGUCGAGUGUGACGUCACGUUCAAGUCGCUGAAAGGUCCACAGUUUGCUCGUACGGAGCUGACGCAAAACGGCCUCGUUAUGACCCCGGCAUCCGUGGACACUAUGGAAUGGCUCUUGGCUUGUGACUUCGGGGUCUUGGGUGGGCACAAGAUAGUUCUGAAGAUGAUGGUGGCAGUUUGCGUUACAGAGGACCCUGAAAUCGCACUGCAAUACCUGUGCAGACAAAAUUGGGACAAACCGGAGUUGGAAAUUGGGAAUUGGUCGUACGUGGAUAAAAGGGAUGAUUCGUAUUUGUUUUUGGUGCCGUUUAAAGUUUAUAAGAACUGGGGAGACGUGGAGAAAAGACUCUUCUACAAAGACGUCACAGUUAAGGCUGAGUACAAAUGCUCGCAAUGCGACGAGCGUUUCAUCUCCCCCCCCUCAGUGCUGGCGCACCUGAGCGCGACGCACGGCGCCGCCAAGAGCCACGCGUGCGCGCUGUGCGGCAAGCUGUACUCGAGCAGGGAGAGCGCGCGCAGCCAUGAGCGGCGCGCGCACGCCACGGAGAAACUGGCGUGUGGCGUGUGCAAUAAGGACUUUAGCGUGAGUAUAAGUGGCCGCGUUUCAUCCCCCCCCCCUCCCUCCGUGCUGGCGCACCUGAGCGCGACGCACGGCGCCGCCAAGAGCCACGCGUGCGCGCUGUGCGGCAAGCUGUACUCGAGCAGGGAGAGCGCGCGCAGCCAUGAGCGGCGCGCGCACGCCACGGAGAAACUGGCGUGUGGCGUGUGCAAUAAGGACUUUAGCCGUGAGUAUAAGUGGCCGCGUUUCAUCCCCCCCCCCCCUCCCUCCGUGCUGGCGCACCUGAGCGCGACGCACGGCGCCGCCAAGAGCCACGCGUGCGCGCUGUGCGGCAAGCUGUACUCGAGCAGGGAGAGCGCGCGCAGCCAUGAGCGGCGCGCGCACGCCACGGAGAAACUGGCGUGUGGCGUGUGCAAUAAGGACUUUAGCGUGAGUAUAAGUGGCCGCGUUUCAUCCCCCCCCCCUCCCUCCGUGCUGGCGCACCUGAGCGCGACGCACGGCGCCGCCAAGAGCCACGCGUGCGCGCUGUGCGGCAAGCUGUACUCGAGCAGGGAGAGCGCGCGCAGCCAUGAGCGGCGCGCGCACGCCACGGAGAAACUGGCGUGUGGCGUGUGCAAUAAGGACUUUAGCCGUAAGUACAUGUUGGCGAAGCACCAGCGUGCGCACGCGUCGCUCUGCUGCGGGUUUGAGUCCCCGGACAAGAAGGUAUACCUAGCCUAG